Messenger RNA from Cannabis sativa, 1922 nucleotides. Its product is annotated as protein ALTERED XYLOGLUCAN 9. The transcript has 4 exons. Gene Ontology annotation, biological process: carbohydrate metabolic process. Bases 152 to 1228 code for a protein of 358 amino acids. Gene Ontology annotation, molecular function: acetyltransferase activity. Lineage: Eukaryota; Viridiplantae; Streptophyta; Magnoliopsida; Rosales; Cannabaceae. Gene Ontology annotation, cellular component: Golgi apparatus. The record is from RefSeq and is a predicted model, not a curated record.
GAACUUUAUUUUUUGUUUUUUGCAAAAAAAAAAAAAAAAAAAAAAAAAGAAAAUCAAAGGAAAAGAUUGUUGGGUGGAAGGAAGGAAGAAGAGAUCUUGAUUGAUUUCAUCUCUCUGAUCAAUUCAUUCACUUCUUCCCAUUUCACCAAAAAUGUUGGGAGCUUUGCAAUUGGGUAUCAUGGCUGCCUUCGUGGUGGUUCUGGUUCCCAUGGGCAUGGCCGGAUGGCAUCUCAGUCGUAACAAGAUGCUCUUCUUCAGUGGAGCCCUUUUCAUAACUCUCGCCAUUGGUGUUCACCUCACUCCUUACUUCCCUUCCGUCACCGACUUCGUCUCCUCCGUCUCUUCCGUCGUCAUCUUCGACACCCGACACUCAUGUCUCUCUCUUCUCCACGACGUCCUUUGGAAUGUCACACACACUCAUCCCAACACUUCCCAAUACCAAAAGUCUUGGACUUGGUCCUCCCACGACGACGUUUCCGCCUGUGACUUUCGGAAACUCACCCGAUCCGACGCUUCGGAUCUCCUAAACGGGUCGUGGGUUGUAGUCGCCGGUGACUCACAGUCACGAUUCUUCGCCCUAUCGCUUUUGGGUUUGGUAAUGAAACCCCAAGCUGUUGAGUCCGUGAAAAGUGAUCUCUUUAAGAGGCAUAGCGAUUAUCGAACUGUGGUUGAUGAGAUUGGGAUGAGAUUGGAUUUCGUAUGGGCUCCGUACGAAUCCAAUUUGACCGAUUUGGUUACGGCAUUCAAGCGAAAUAGAAACUCUCCCGAUGUUUUGAUCAUGGGUUCAGGGCUAUGGCAUAUGCUUAGGGUUACGAACGAAUCGGAUUACGGGGUUUCGUUACAGGUGUUGAGAGACUCAGUGGUUUCGUUACUGCCAUUUUCACCGGAGCUCGUAACCGAAGGACCCGUGAGUGGGUCCGUUUCGGUUAGAUCGCCGCACCUUUUCUGGAUUGGAAUGCCGACAUUGAUUAACUCGAUGUUGAAUACGGAGGAGAAGAGGGUUAAAAUGACUGAUGAAAUGAGAAGGGGUUAUGAUACUGAGUUAUGGAAAAGUAAGAUUUUGAGACAAUCUGGAGGACCCCUUUUGAUGAUUGAUAUGGCAUCAUUGAGUUGGAGUUGUGGAGUUAGGUGUACGAUCGAUGGUAUGCAUUAUGAUUUGCCUGUUUAUGAAGCUGCACUUCAAAUCAUGUUAAAUGCAUUGCUCAUUGAAUCUCAUCAGAAGCUCUGAACAAGAACACUCAUAAUAGAGUUCUUCAUAUUCAUACCAACAUGUUAUGAUUCAUUCAAAGUUUUCUACUUACUUGAGAGUGAUAAUUGGAGCCCUGUGGUUGCUUCAAAUAUUUAAGGUCUUCUCAUGUUUCAUGGUCUUUUGCACAUAACUUCCAUCUUGCUUAAUUCAAGAAUAGAAUUUUGACCUUGGACAAAAUGACAACAAAGAGAGGAAAGCACUCCCAGCCUUUAUGGCCUUCCCUUGUGAUGAAAAAAUGGUUAAGUAUUCAGCCUAAGGUGUAUGAAUAUAGUGAAGAAGAGGUUGACACAGAAACUGAGAGUGAAGAUGAUGCUUGCUCACUUAAUGAUGCUAGAAUGCACAGAUGCAAGACUCUUGCCAGUAGGACGCCACGGAAUCAACCUGUUUCGAGUCAAACUUCAGGCAAGCACUGUAUUUGUUGUAGAUUAGUUCUGUUAGGAUUUAGGUUCUAUGCUUGCAUAUUUGGUAUCGUGUUUGCCAUGGCAAGAAGUUUGUGCCUUUGAUCACUAAUAUUUGAUCUUUUUAAGCUUUUAGUUAGAAGAUCAUUCAUAACUAUUUGAUUUUAAAGUAUGUUCGUUUCGCUUUCAGUGUGAAAUAGACAAUUUGAACACUACACUCUCCAUAUUAUAAAUUAUUUUAAAUUUCUCUAAACUUAGAGAAAUAUUUUAGAUAA